CGGUUUCCUACGCUGACUCUGAGGUUUGGUUCGUAACGUUAUUAAUUAAACUUUAUCGAAUUUAUUUCAGCAUAAACGUGAACCAAUUGCAGGGAAUCUCUGAACUACACUUUACGUUAACAAUUGCGCCGAAUUUAAGGAAUCACCAGUUUGAGGCGUCACUGGUCUCCCGUCAUCCCUGUGCAGUGUUUUCUCCUUCAGAGAGAGAGAGAGAGAGAGAGAGAGAGGGGCUGCUCCUAACUUCCCAUCAUCCUCUGCUCUGUCAUCCCCUUCCCUCCUCCUCGACUGAGGGAAGCACCACACCCUGUCAGCCAAUCAGAGCACAGCUCCACCUUCUCCAUCACAUCUCAGUCUCCAAGCAUCCAACAGAAAACAGGAAGAAGACGAAGAAGAAGAAGAAGAGGAGAGGGAUGUGUUCACGUCAAUGAAACUCGCCCAUCAACAGUGAGAUUCCUCCCCUCUUCUCAGUCCUCUCUGUCACACAAUGAGCAUCGUAGCCCUCUCACCCGUGCUCCCUGAACCUCCCUCACCAAUGCUGACCUCGGUCACGCCCGUCACCCCGACCCUGGACCAGGAUAUGGACCAUCAGUUCCAGGAGGGGACCUCCUCACCUGGCCCAGGAGCUGGAACCCAUUUGGUUCAAGACCCUUCCAGCAGGUCAAAGAAACCUCCCCCCCUUCACACCGGGGCUGACUGGAAGGUGGUCCUCCACCUGCCGGAGAUCGAAAAGUGGCUGAGGUCCACCAGUGAGAGAGUGACUCAGCUCACACACUCUGCUGCACAGGACAGUGACAACAGACACGUGGAUGUCCACCUGGUCCAGCUGAAGGACAUCUGUGAGGACAUCAGUGACCAUGUGGAGCAGAUUCACGCCCUGCUGGAGACAGAGUUCUCCCUGAAACUCCUGUCCUACUCUGUCAACAUCAUCGUGGACAUCAGGACGGUGCAGCUGCUGUGGCACCAGCUCAGAGUCUCUGUCCUGGUCCUGAAGGAACGUCUGUUGCAGGGUCUACAGGACUCCAACGGGAACUACACCAGACAGACCGACAUCCUGCAGGCCUUCAGCCAGGACCAGCACCAGACUCGUCUUGAUGCUCUGACUGAGGUGGAUGACUGUGGUCAGCUGACCAUUCGCUGCAGUCAGGACUACUUCUCUUUAGACUGUGGCAUCACUGCUUAUGAGCUGAGUGACUACAGUCCCAGCGACGAACCUGAGGUCCAAGAAACAGUAGCAGACAACCAGAGUGUUACACAGGAGACAGAAGCUGGAGCAGGUGAAGAACCACAGCCAGACCUAGGAUCAGUGGACUUGUCCUCUUCUAACCAGGAGUUUCACAACAGUUUACCUGAACUCACAACCAGUGACAGAACCAACCACAACCACUCAUCACCUACUACACUGCUACCCACAGUGCACUGUGGCUCGCCAAGCCACAGUCAAGGAGGGAAACGUUCACUUCCGUUAGGUGUGAGCCACAGCACCGAGGUUUCACCCACACAGCCGUCACAUCCCAAAAGGUCGGCUCCUCCAUCCUCAGACAGAAGAACCAGGACUCAGGAGACCAGAGGAAGUUUGAAGAAGGUCAGCCUCGUCUCUGAGCUCCAGCUCCAGGCCGAGCUGAGUCGCAGCUCCCCUUCUCUCAUGGAUCCUCCUGAUCGCUCCAAGUUCUGGUUGGAGCUGGAGUCGGUCUAUCCAGAGAACGUUUCACAGUCCUGUGAAAAUCUGCAGAUGAUGAACAGAAGGAACCUGCAGAGGAACCACAUGAUCUCCAGACGCUCAGAGGACCAGCACAGAAAACUGACUGAGCAGAGGAGCUCGUCUGUGGACACACAGACCUCUGAGGAGGACAGACACGAACAGAUGAAGAAAACUCUGGAGGAAACACACUUCUGCAGCGAGGGAGACUCCGACUCCUCCCUGCCCUCCCCCAGGAGGGAGCAGCUCCCCUUCUCAGACCUGGAGGCCUCUGCUGAGGAGUCAGACCCCCGACCUCCUCCCAGUACAACAGCAGAGGUGUGGGUCAUGAAGCGUCACCAACAGAAGGAGGUUCCAGAAAGGGAGCACUGGUAUGGCUCAGAGGAAUUCCUGGCUCUCCCUGCUCAGCUCCAUCAGACUGAAAUGCUCACUGAGAAGCUGGAACAUCUGGCCCAGUCCAUCCCCCUGAGGCCUGGAGACGGCCAGCAGGAGGCUCUGCAGGAUGUGGAUGACUGGGAUUUGACGGAGCUCAACCCAGAGUGGGACAGCGUUGGAGAAAGUGGUGACGACACUGGCUCUCCUCUGCCUCCACUGCUUCCGUCCAGAAGAAACCUCCUCAGCCGUCUCAGCCCCACCUCCUCCAGCGACAUGGCUCCCUCAGUUGGAGAGAGCAUCGAGUCCGGCCCACUGAGCGACCUGCAGUCAGAGGACGAUGAGGGCCGGGCAUCUGUAGACCGACAGCAGAGGACGACAGCACCUCUAGUGGAUGGACAUGGACGUGCCUCACUGGUUCAGGUGCUGCUGGAGGACAUACAGAGUCAGGACAGAGACCCAGACGUCUGGAGGAAGAUUGAGUGUUUUGUGCAGCAGUUGGACGGGUUCAUCUCGUGGCUGCAGGAAGCCCUGGACAGCACGGAGAACUGGACGCAGCCAAGACAGGAUCUGGACAGCCUGAGGGUGUACCUGGACACACACCUGAGUUUCAAACUGAACGUGGACAGUCACUCUGCCCUGAAGGAGAACAUCAUGGAGGAAGGAAGAGAGCUGCUCACCAUCAUCACCUCCAACCAAUCAGGUCUGAAGGAAAUCCUCCACAUGGUCUCCACUCAGUGGGAUCAGCUACAGAAACAGAUCCGGCGCCAACAUGGCUGGAUGCUGCGAUCCCUGCGAUGCGUUCAGGCCCGCCUCCUCUACACCAGCCAAUCACAGGAGCCCAUCACAGUGACAGCCGAUGGCCUCAAGGUGGAGCUGAUAUCGGGCCAGCGUGACGCUCAGCGAGCCGCCCUGGAGCAGAUGGCCAUCAAACUGAGCAGCCUGCGCUACCCAUCGUCGACCAGCAGGAGGCAGUGUAGUCAGCUGGCUAAGAUCACCAGUCUGCAAGAAUUUGAGGCUGAGUACCAGGAGCUCUGGGAUUGGCUGAUGGACAUGGACGCCAUGGUUGUGGACAGUCACCAGCUGAUGAUGUCAGAGGAGCAGAGGCGUCACCUGUACAAGAGCAGCCACACUGAGCUGAUGAUGAUGGAGAGCAGGAAGACCAACGUCCUGGGCCGAGCCGAGUCCCUGAAGAGGAGCAGCAUCCAGCUGCCCACGGACUUCCACAGCAAGAUCCACAACCUGACGCACACCUGGUCACAGCUGGAGAAAAUCCUCUCAGGACCUGGUUCCUCCCAGAACCGUUUGGACUGUGGCGACUCUCUGUCAGUCAGUGGUGACUCUGCUGCUGAGGACCGCCGCUCUGCUCUGUCGCCGCUCACCAACUCACUGUUGGAGCAGCUGGAGACGCGCAUCAAGGAGCUGAAGGUGUGGCUUCGUGACACUGAGCUGCUCAUCUUCAACUCCUGCCUGAGACACGACAAAGACGCCCCAGACCAGCUGCAGAGCUUCAAGUCUCUUUGUGCUGAGGUGCGAGCUCGACGCCGUGGAGUGGCAUCCGUACUGAAGCUGUGCCAAAAACUGCUGCAGCAAAGUCAGUCGGGCCUCAUGGCGGAGGCGGCAGGCCCUGAGGCGGAGCAGCACCAGGAGGCCCUGCAGCUGCUGUCCAUCAACCUGGAGCGUCGGUGGGAGGCCAUCGUGAUGCAGGCGCUGCAGUGGCAGAACCGACUGAAGAAGGAGCUGGGCGAGCGGCAGGUUCCUGGGAACUUCCUUGAGCCAGGUCUUGUUGAUCUUCGCCAGAUUAGCCCAGUUCCUGCUGCACCAGUGCAGGACGAUUCCUGGGAAUGGGAUGAAACCGACAUGACAAUGACAGAAGUGGAGCCACAGGUUCUGGAACCCGACCUGACCCAGAACCUCCCCACAGAACCAGAGUGGAACCAGAGGAGUGCUGCUGCCAGUCAGAGUCUGGGAGAGUCUCCGUCAGAAACUGCAGCCCAGAUGACCAACAACAACAACAACAUGGUGUACCAGGUUUACAGCCUCCAUAAUGUGGAGUUCUACAGACAGCCACAGUUUACUGGCUGUUCUUCUAAAGGCAAAUUAGGAAAACAAAAACAGCACCGCCUGCUGAAGAGUCUCAGUAAAGACUCUUCUUUCUCCUCCAUCGAAUCACUCCCAGACCUUCUUGGAGGACUGGCAUCCAGAAGUGGUGGAGGAGGAGAAGAAGACAAGUUGAUUGGUUGUGUAGAUGGAGAAGGUGGCAGAGAAAGUGGUCAGUCAGCCAACAGCCGUCGGUCUGAGUGUGAGAGCGGGAUUGUCAGUGACACUGGAGACACGGAGACCACCGGGAAUCCUGAAAAUCCAGAUAAAGACGAGGCAAAAAAGGAAAAAGUCUCCAGAAUUACCCAGGCAGUUAGGGUGGAUGAAAACAAGAGAGAGAAGGGAUGGAGGAAGGAUGAUAGCAGGAGGAACAGAGAGGAAGAGAAGAGGAGGAGACCCAGAAGAGGGGGAGGAGAGGCUUUGGAGAUCAUUAUUAAUGGACGUGGACUCCUAACACCUCCAGACUCUGAUUCUGACUUUGAAGUGGAAAGAAGUGGCGGAGAAUCAUCCAAGCCGUUUGUGUCGUGUAAGGUCUACCCAGGGGUUGGAGUUAACAGUUUGGAGACCCCGACUUUGAGUGGAGAACCAUCCAGUCCAGGUCUGUCACAGGGCUCCUCUCUGGAGUCUUUGCUGGCCUCUAGUGUAGACCUGUUUCCUUCUAAAGAAACGUUGCAGCGCAGUGCUUCUCUGGAGAGUUGCCUGGCGCCCGGUCGCAGCAACACCUCCAGCCUCUCGGAACUGGAUCCUCGACGCGGCGGAGAAGCCGAUUUGGUGAAAUCACAGGGAGAAGCUUCGUCUGGAGAACUGAGUCGAAGAACCCUAGAUCUCCUCAAACGCUUGGAGAACAUCCAGAGUCCUCUUACUCUGGAUGCAAAGAUGACUCGGAGUGUUUCUGACAUGAUGCUUCCAAGUAUCUCCUUGCAGCACAGACGUCUGUCCGCCUCUCCGUCCUUUGGUCCUCACUCAGCACUCUGUGGGAUUUCAGUGUCUUCUAUGAGGAAGGGUCCACCAUCACUGAUCAACGAGAGUUCAGCCACUGCGUCACUCACAGAGCUCAGCAGCACUGAAGAGUCCUCCCUGGGAUCUGAAGAUUGUGCUUUGGUGAGAAACCGCCGCCGCCAUCUCCUCAACCCUGCGAUGGCAAAUGCCUCCUACAAGAAGCAGCCGGCUCCACCUGUGAUGGAGGAGGCAGAUGCUGCCAGUUUGAGCAUGGUGGUGAACGUUUCAGCAUGCACGGACGAGGACGAGGACGACAGCGACCUCCUGUCGUCCUCAACCCUCACACUCACUGAGGAGGAGCUCGGUGUGCGGGACGGAGAGGAGGAAGAGGAGGUGAGGUUAAGUGGGGCCUCCUCAGGUAACGAGGAUGAUGAAGAUGAAGAUGAGGAGGAGAUGGAAGGUUCUUACGUCCUGGGACUGGAGUACAUCAAGAGUGAAUUGCAGAGCUGGAAUCGUUCUCCUCGCACCGCUUCCACAAAGUCUGAAUCAGGUCUCCGUGAUGAGCUGCAGUGUGGGUCCCACCAGACCUCCGUCUUUAACUCCUCCACCUCAUUCAACAAGGAGCAGAGCUGUUUUCGAAACCACUCCUCAACAAAACCUCCAGAAAGUGGCAACGAAGUUGUGGGAGGUGAGGGAGACGAGGGAAACCUGAGGAAGACGACCAGAAGCUACCUCAGCCAGUUUGUGGACGACGUGGAGAACGGGAAUGUGGACCAGAGCUGCUUGAGAAGGAAAGAUGAUGAAGAUGACAGGCUCCUCAGGGAGGAGUCCAGUGUUUUCAUUAAAAAGGAGGAGCUGCAGAGAGAGUUGUACUUCUUUGAUAAGUCAGAGGAACUGCCUGAGGACGUGGACAGUACGAAAACAAAACCAAACUCCACUCGACCUCCUACUUUGUCAGUCAGACGUGGCUGCUCUUUGAUAGGCCAACUUCAGGGAGAAAUUCCCUGCCACAGCACCUCCUUCCCCUCACCUCCAUCCCUCUCUCCAGUGGACGACUGCAGAUCCCACAAUGCAUUUCACAACGACAGGGCAGGGAGCAGUGAACGGAAGGCCAUCACCAUUCAGGAAAAGUUUAAAUUCUCUACACUCGUGACAGAAGAGACCAGGAAGGAGAUACGGGACAAGGACUCUUCUCUCCCUCCAAAAAAACAGCGAGGGUGUCGCCCCUCCUGCCACCUCCACCUCCCUCCUUCCUCCUCCACGCCCUCCUGCUCAGCGAAGAAGGAAAACGUGCAUGACUUUGUAAUGGAGAUCAUUGACCUGACGUCACUGGCGCUGAAGAGCAAAGAGAAUCAGUCUGAGGAGAACAACCAGUCUGAGAGCAACGGGUCGAACCAGGACCAGAGCCAGGGACCAGUGGCCAACAUCAGGGACAAGGUUCUGGAACAUUCCCACCGUCCUCUGCACCUACGUAAAGGAGACUUUUACUCCUACCUGUCCCUGUCCUCACACGACAGUGACUGUGGUGAGGUCAGCCAGUGCUCCGAGGAGAAGAGCUCCACGCCGGCCCCCUACACCAUCCCCACAUACGUCUCCCCAACACAGGGCCUCCACAGUCCCAGCCCUGAACUCUUCACCAGCACCAACAGAAAGACAGCCGCCUCCCUCUCCCCUCAGUCCGCUCACUCUCCUCCGUCAUCCGUCCCCCCCAGUCCUGACAUCAGGGACGAGGAGACGCUGUUUGCAGCCUGCACAGAGGAGGUGUACCUCGGUCCUCCUCUCUGCUACAGCAUGACGCUCACCAGGAAGUCUCGGUCGGCGUCCUACCCACCUGGACCUAUGUCCAAACCAGUCGAUGAUCUAGCAGACUUGUCUCCUCCAGAGGAGUUCAUCCCAGAUCAGGAGCUCCUGUACUUCCAAGGAUCCAGUCCCACAGUGAAGACAGAGGGGACACUGAGCUCCUCCUCUCCUCUGCUGCACCCCGCUCCGGGCUCCAUUUCCUCCCCCGCUGCAGACUUCACCUGUGACGACCCUCCAUCUUCACCCCCGGUGUCCCGGAGGCCAGUCCAGGACCUGCACCUGCUGCGUGAUGUCACUGGAAGAGAAGUGGCAGCCGCUGAGAGUCGGCGGGAGGAGAGUCGUAAUGAGGGGCCUCCUUAUCUUAAUCCCUGCCAACGUGUCGCCUCCUCCUCCACCUCUUCCUCCGCAGCCCAACGUUUGGCAGACACUAAAACGCUGGAAUCCGAUACGGACGCCGUAAUGACCAAGAUAAGUGUCUGCAGCUCGGCUACAAAUCCCUCAAAAGAGCCGGCCGCCGCCACGCGUGCUAAUCCCAAAAUUAACUGCUCGCCGAUGAGAGAGACAGAUAGGGAGAAGGGGAGGAGAGGGAGGAGCAGCUCGCAGCAGGAGGUGAAGACGAUGCCUGUCAGUCAUGAGACCGGAGCAGGGGCGGUGUGUGGGCGGAGUCAGCCCUCGGUGAGACACGCCCCCUCAAAGACGGGCAGCUUCAGUAGACUUCCUGUCCUCAGAGCUGGCACUUCCAGAAUUCACCUGUAGGGGGAGCUGUCUGCAGCGGAUCAUCUUGUCUCUGGGUUUCUUUCCGUGGGUUCUUUUUUCUUCUCCUCCUGUUCUCGGGAACUCGCCCUUCCAGCUCCACCAACACCGACACCUGCAAACCCUGGAGAAGAUGCGUCGGAGUUUACGAUGCGUCGGAGUUUACGAUGCGUUUCGUGGCGUUGACUUGUCCGGUCGUUUCUCUUCUACAUUCAAAUUUAAAUGAACAGCUGUAGCAUCGAGAGUAUGAAAACAAGAAAGUUACAGACGUUUACACAACAAAAAGUGACAGUGGAAGCUGUCACCACCAGGUGGCGUCGAUGAAUGAGUCUAAUCCCGUAGACAGGUGCAGAUUGACGCAGUAAACCAGGCUUGAAUGAGCUCACAGUCACAUCUACAUCUGUCUUACAUUUUAGUUUCCAAUGGAGCCUGUUUUAAAGGUUUGAAAUAUAACGGAGCAGCAGGUCAGCAGGUCAGCAGGUCAGCAGGUCAUUUCCCAGCUGCCCUGAUAGGAAAGUGUUUGUGCCUUCCCCUGUAGGACACUUGUAUUUCUGCUGCCGUCCAUUCCUCUGACCACGUCUCAGUCCAGGGUGGUCUUCAAAAAUAAACGUGUACAAAUAUCGAUCAGUCGUCCAGAUUAGACGUGGACAAUUCAAAAUUAUUACCUGUUGGCCAGUCUACAUGUGGGCCACGUCUGACACUUCAUCUGGGCCAGAUACUGGUUGGUGUCUGGUCCAGAGACAGUGUCUCUGACUCAUAGACCAAAGGCAGAGUUGGAGGUGGAGGAGAUGAAGAUGAGCUGAGAUCUUCACUGGGAGAGACCAGGAUGGACAGGAUUAAACUGAGCAGAUCAGAGGACAGUGAAGGAGGACAGGGUUGGAGAUAAAGUCAGAGAGGAGAGGAGGAGGUGUUGAGGAGAGACAGUGAAUAUAUCUGAAGGAGGGUGUUACAGAAGGAGCUGUCAGACAGAAGGAGCAGAGACCAGAGAGGAUGCACAAGGUGGACAUUAAGAUGGUGGAGACAGAAUACUGGGAGGUUUAGGAUAAUGAUAAACUUUGGUGACCAGUCGAGAAGACUAUGGAUUUACCCCCACUAGUGGCCAAACAUUGACACUGCUUCACUGUCAAAUUCAUUUUGAUAGGUUGUUCUCCAGGAUCUGUGAGAUCUCCUGUGGUUUUUCGUGGUGUUUUUUGCACCGAAGCAUCACUGAAUGUAAACAUUUGACCUGGCAGUUCUAAAAUGAAGAGUCUCGUCCUGUGCAGGAGUUUUUCCAGAUUAUUAAUGCUGCUUUUUGGAGAGUUAUUUUUUUCAUAAAAUGACCCAAAAACUUUGGAAUAAUAACUCCAGCCAUGAAGCCUCUGUGAUCAGUCUGCACACAUCGGUCAGUUGUAAAAGGAGACCCCACAUGGUGACUGUAGCUCCUGCCAAGUCUCCACUGAACGAACCUUUGACACUACCCCAGGCUGAGAGAUUGAAACCCUAACUCCCAAAAUGAACAAAAUACUUCCAGUUAUAGGACAGAGAAAGGAGUCACUCCCCAAAGAACUUCAUAUUUAAAACUUCUAAGAUAAGAUUUCUAUAUGAUUAACAUUUAACACAUGUUAAAUGUUGAAGUUGGACAUAGGCUGAGCAGGAGUUAGCUAACAUUAGCAAAAUACCAACAUAAUGAUCUAACUUUAGCUUUAAACGUGGACAUGGUGAGCUGCACAGCUGUAUAGGACCACUCAAGUAAAGCUAGCUUCUAAAAUAUUAGCGAUUGGCUAAUGUUAGUGUUAGCAAUAGUGCUAGUUUCAGACCACUCCUGUCAAGACAGGUAGCUUCAAUAUCCAUCAUAGCUUUGCUUGAAAAUGUCCAGAAACAAAUGGAAAAUAGGGUUUAGCUAACGUUUGCAGAAUAGCUCAGGUUAUAAAAACUACAAACCAGACGAAAAACAAAGACCCAAAGAGCAGCAGAGUCACACCUUACCUUGUAGACCUGAAGAAUAAAAAAACACUGACACUGAACAAACCUUUCCAUGUUGAAGUUGCCUAAUGUCUUGAGCAGUGUUUGGCUAUCCUUAGCAAGUUAGCUUCAGAAUGCCAGUGUUUUUAUUUUUCCGACAGCUCUAUCUAAAAAUGACAAAAUUCGAUUUUUGUUUUUGAACUUUGGACUAAAAAGCAAACACCCUUAAUAAAGUAAAAUGAACAAAUAUUUCAUCUAUGCAACACGACCAAAGCUAGCAAACGCUGAAGUGUUGUUGUUGACGGUUUGAUCACACCAACGUUUGUUGCCCCCAUUGUUGAUAAUACUGCUGAACGUAAACUAUGUUUUUUGGUUGUUUGUUUGUUUUUUUCUAGACAAUGAUUUUCUGUGAAGCAGGGUUUGGAUAUGUGUGUGUUUCCCUGUGUGUGUUUCUGUAUGGGUGUGUGUGUGUGUGUAGGACAAGUUAGGGUUUGAAAUCAUUUGUGUGCCUUGCCUCUACUCUUAAGUACUGUUGUGGAUUUGAAGAGCACUGUUUGCGACGUGAGCUGAUGAAAAUGUGAGACGACACAAAUGAAGAUGAACGUGAAGACGAUGUGCGGCUCGUGUAAAUAGUGUAUGAAACGGUUUCAUGAACCCGGAGUGAAGGACGCUUGUCGUUUGUCAUUUAUUUAUGUCCUGUAUGUGACCUGUGAUGUGAAAUAUCUUUAAUAUCAUUACGAUGAUGAUUAGACAUAAAGAGCUCGACUGCAUGGAUCCUGCUAACUACACUGUAAAACCAACUCUCAACAAAUAAACACUUUAUUGGAAAACACAAAA
Messenger RNA from Cynoglossus semilaevis (tongue sole), 10438 nucleotides. RefSeq names its product A kinase (PRKA) anchor protein 6 (gene akap6). The transcript is spliced from 25 exons. The record is from RefSeq and is a predicted model, not a curated record. The coding region runs from base 485 to 7663 and encodes 2392 amino acids. Gene Ontology annotation, molecular function: transmembrane transporter binding; protein kinase A binding. Lineage: Eukaryota; Metazoa; Chordata; Actinopteri; Pleuronectiformes; Cynoglossidae. Gene Ontology annotation, cellular component: perinuclear region of cytoplasm; sarcoplasmic reticulum.